AUGAUCGGCCCCGAGCAUGUGAUGGGCUUGGCCAUCGGCAAUGAAUUGGAAUUGCUCUACUUGCAUGGAAUUCGGUCGAGCUGUAUCCAUGAGCUCUGGGAGGGUGGACGGCUCUGGAGGAUUUUCACUCGCCGUGUGGCUGAGUUUGAUGAGAUGGGUUUCAAAGAUAUUCCCGUCACCAGUGUCUUCACUGCGGCCAUCUUGGAUGGACAUCCCUUCAUGGAAGUUCGAGGAAAAGCCUUGGUCAACAGCUUCUUGCGGCAAGCUGCGUGGAAAUACCGAGCGCGUUAUGCAUUCACGUUCAAUGUUUAUCCCUACUUCGAUCCCAACUUGCAUAUGAAUCCCGGCAGUCAGGACAACUGCAGCCAUGCGAUGCAGCGUGCGAUCUGUUGGGAUGGCCCCCAGUGUUUAGGUCUUGCUAUCAUGAUGGCAGCACGGCAGAAGAUGCAGCUGCUGACUGGCAGAUCUGAUGACCUCUUCUGGAUCGGCGAGAUCGGUUGGUCGUCACCGCGAGCUGAUGCACUGCACACAGAUAUGAGAGGAUGUCAGGAGUUCUCGUCCCUGAUGACGUUCGAGAAGUUCUACCAGGGCUUCCUGGACUGGGACCUGGUUCUGUCGGGCGUGCGAAGCCCGGAUCACAUCUUCUACUUCACCUUGAGGGAUGCCUUAAACUUUGGUGUCCAGGAAUUCUUUGGGCUCUUGUCGUCCUGUGAGUCCUUGGGCUGCAAGAUCGCUUCCCAGGAUUUCACGGCGGAGCAGUGCGCGCUUCAGAAGUCCUGGUCGCUGACGUGGCGCUCCUGGGGCUUCAUCAGCCUCGGGUUGCUAGUGGUUUUGGCCAUGGCCUUGACUUGCAUCUACGUCCGCUGCCCCAUCCUGCAGCGGCUCCUUCUUUGCUCGGACCGAGAGCGAUCGCUGCUGAGAAGCCACACCGCUGGCGGCACCAGCUCGUCUGGCUCAGACUGA
Molecule: messenger RNA, 963 nt
Organism: Durusdinium trenchii
Lineage: Eukaryota; Dinophyceae; Suessiales; Symbiodiniaceae
Source: the annotation of a GenBank genome assembly